UUUUACAUUUCAACCGGCUGAGAACUUUACUAUUUUUUAAAAACCAUCGCCAUUGGAAUACAAAAAUUUGAUUUGUUGCAUUAGGUACAGUUUGAACCCUUGCUAAAUUUUAAGUGAUUUUAAAUCGAUAAUCGGGUCACCAUGAGUGUCAUUCAAGAAGAUACCAAGGCUAGUGUACUCAGCGUGGUGAAGCCGCCACCGAGUUGGGUCGAAUGGUGCGAGCGGAAUGCCAAGCCGAUCCAACGUCGUCUGAUCCAGGAAAAGCGCUACCUAACCAGAUGGCAGAUUCCCGGACCUAUGAAGAAGGCGCAGUGGAAGGAGUUCUACGAGUGGGCUGCGUCCAGAGCCAUGCCAAAGGAACUGCCGGAGCCGGUUAAACAGCCCAUACCUUGUCUUGAAAAGAUCUUGCCUUGCGCCCGAAAGCCACGCGCCAUCGAUCCGGACGAGUUUCAGGAGAAGGUGGCCAAGCUGGCCACGCCACUGGAACGGAAAAUGACGCCGAAGCAUCAGUACAUCAAUCCGGACCAUCCGUACUCCCCAAUAAUUGUCUGGGGUCAGCCACCACUCCAUGACAAAGGACGACCCUUUAAGCCGCCACCGAAACCCUGCUGCUUCUUUAAUGCCGACAUCGAGGACAAAUGGUGGGCCGAACUCCGCUUUCCCAUCCGCAAGGCUGCCCUCAAAGCCACGAUAACUCCGCGCAUUCUAAGCCUCUCGAAACCGAAGAUCACGCCUCAGUUUCCGCCCCAUUGCUAUCAUCCGGAUCAUAUCUACGAUGUGCUGAAUGUCAAACCGCCACGGAGGAAGAAGUUUACUCCCCAGGGAUGGCGUCUCCACCAAAUCAGAUUACUUUAUCUAUCGAAGCCUGUGUCCCGGCCCGAAUACGAGUAUUUUUAUAUGUAAUGCCAUGUUAUAUGGCACCCAAAGUUACUGUUUCCAUUCCGUAUAAUUGUUUUUGACCUUAAAUAUAUGCUUGAUGUCUAACGAUUCAUGUAAA
This is a messenger RNA of Drosophila santomea, 997 nucleotides long. RefSeq lists its product as uncharacterized. NCBI's taxonomy places the organism in Eukaryota, Metazoa, Arthropoda, Insecta, Diptera, Drosophilidae. Bases 142 to 903 code for a protein of 253 amino acids. The transcript has a single exon. The record is from RefSeq and is a predicted model, not a curated record.